GGCUCCAUAGUCGUUAAUGGACACAUGAUGAUGGGCUGGAGCAGGAGCUGAAUCUGGAGGCUGAAGACAAACAACUGAUGUUAGUGGAGUGAGAUUCAUGUUUUACAGUGCAGAGUUACAGUGUGAUUCCUGCUGACCUGACUGAAGCAGCGUUACUACAAGUGAGUGAGUGAAGGACGAUGGCAUCUGCUGAACAGCAUUAUGACACACGAGAUGAGAUGGAAGAAGACAAGCUGAAACACAAGGAAGUCCAGAUGUGCAGCAGCACUCGCAGUGAAGUCGGUGUUGGUGUGAAUGCUGAAACUGGAGCAACUGCAAAUGUUCCUGUACUCACUGGAAACAUCAUCACAGGUCCAGUGACCUUCAUCAUGAACCCUGCAGGAAAUGCACCACAAAAAGCCUCAGAGAGAGAGAAGGAGAAGCACACAGUAGAUCAAGGCUCAACUGCAGAGGACAAUAAAGCUGCUCUUCAUGAGAUCAGCCACAGACUGAAGGUCAAAUUAAAACAGGAGUAUGAACGAAUAUUGGUUGGUAAUUCUCAGAUGGGUCAUCAGAAAUACCUGAACAAUAUUUACACUGAUCUAUAUAUGGUGGAGAAUGAGACUGGAGGAAUAGUGAGUGAGCACGAGGUGAGACAGAUCGAAUUCAAACAAUUUGAUGCCAAGGACACAUCAAUCCAGUGCAAUAACAUUUUUGCAGUCCAUGAGGGUCGACGAAACAGAAAAGUGCUGACGAUGGGCAUCGCAGGGGUAGGAAAAACAGUCUCUGUCAAUAAAUUCAUCAUUGACUGGGCUGAAGGAACAGAAAAUCAGGAUAUUGCAUUAAUUUUUCCUCUUACAUUCCGUCAGCUAAAUUUGAACACAAAAAACUGCAGUCUAAUGGGACUGCUUCACAAAUACUUUAGUUAUCCUAAAAAACUGGCCUUUCUUCCUGAUGGUGACGGUAAAAUCAUGUUCAUCUUUGAUGGGCUGGAUGAAUGUCGCUUCUCUUUUAACUUUAAAGAGGAUGACGAAUUUACAGAUGUUCACAAAGAAACAACAGUGAGUAACAUAGUUACAAGCCUGAUCAAGAGACAACUGGUUCCUUCUGCUCUCAUCUGGAUCACAUCCAGACCAGCAGCAGCUGGUCUGAUACCCCGAAACUACAUUGAUCAGGUGACAGAGGUGCGAGGAUUCAACGAUGAGCAGAAAGAGGAAUACUUAAACAAAAACAGCAGUCCUGAGGUUGCUGGAAACAUCAUCCGUCAUAUCAGGAAAUCCAGGAGCCUGUACAUCAUGUGCCACAUCCCCGUCUUCUGCUGGAUCUCUCUCACUGUUCUUCAGCCUCUACUGGCUCGAGAGAGCAAUGACAAAACACCCACAACUCUCACAGGGAUGUACACAAGCUUCUUACUUACUCAGCAGCAACAGAUGACAGCAAAAUACAGUGACGAUCCUGAACCUGAAGCCAAUGCCAGGUCUUUUGAUCAGAUUAUUCUGAAGCUUGGGAAACUGGCCUUCCAACAGCUGGAAAAAGGAAAUCUGAUUUUCUACAAAGAAGAUCUUGUGGAAUGUGGAAUAGAUGUCAGUGAAGGGUCGGUGUUCUCUGGGUUAUGCACUCAGAUCUUUCAGGAGGAAAAAGCUGUUUCAGCAAGAAACGUUUACAGUUUUGUACAUCUCAGCAUCCAGGAAUUCCUUGCUGCUCUCUAUGUGUUUCUGAUUAGCAAUGAUGAGAAAGCAAAGCUACUUUUUCAAUCCCAGAGAGAAAAACUCACAUGGAAACUGUCCAGAAAGACACUGUUUCAGCUUCAUAAGGGUGCGAUCAACAAGGCUUUACAAAGCGAGAACAGACACCUGGACCUUUUCCUCCGGUUCCUCCUGGGUCUCUCUCUGGAGUCUAAUCAGAGUGACCUCAAGGAAUUAGUGCCAGGACUGGAACUCAAAACAGAGAACAUGAAAAACACUGCUGACUAUAUCAAAAAGAAAAUAGAGAAGGAGAAAUCAGUGGAGAGGACCAUCAAUCUCUUCCACUGUUUAAAUGAAAUGAAAGAUGACUUUGUAGGGGAAAUCCAAAAGAAUCUGAGCUCAGGAAAUCUUUCAGCACAGAAUCUCUCCUCUGCUCAGUGGUCUGGUCUGGUGUUUGUGCUCCUGAUGUCGGAAGAGACUCAAGAGAAGUUUGAACUGCAGAAACACAGAAGAUCUGAUGAAGCAGUGAUGAGACUGCUGCCAGUGAUCAAAAACACAAGAAAAGCACUGCUACAACGCUGUAAUCUCACUGCUCAGUGUUGUGAGAGUUUGUCAUCAGUUCUACAAUCCUCAAACUCCUUCCUGAGAGAGCUGGACCUGAGUAACAAUGAUCUAAAGGAUUUGGGAAUGAGGCUUCUUUCUGAUGGACUAAAAAGUCCAAACUGUCAGCUGGAGAUACUGAGAUUUUCCAUAUGUAAUCUCACUGCUCAGUGUUGUAAGAGUUUGUCAUCAGUUCUACAAUCCUCAAACUCCUUCCUGAGAGAGCUGGACCUGAGUAACAAUGACCUGCAGGAUUUGGGAAUGAGGCUUCUUUCUGAUGGACUAAAAAGUCCAAACUGCCAGCUGGAGAUACUGAGAUUUUCCAUAUGUAAUUUCACUGCUCAGUGUUGUGAGAGUUUGUCAUCAGUUCUACGAUCCUCAAACUCCUUCCUGAGAGAGCUGGACCUGAGUAACAAUGACCUGCAGGAUUCAGGAGUGAAGCUUCUUUCUGAUGGACUGAAGAGUCCAAACUGUCAGCUGGAGAUACUGAGGGAAAUGGUUUUAAAAUAAUUAACAAAAUGCUAUCACAAUAAAUGAUUGUCAACGAA
Messenger RNA from Ctenopharyngodon idella (grass carp), 2812 nucleotides. Its product is annotated as NACHT, LRR and PYD domains-containing protein 12-like. Gene Ontology annotation, molecular function: protein binding. The transcript is spliced from 8 exons. The record is from RefSeq and is a predicted model, not a curated record. Bases 180 to 2774 code for a protein of 864 amino acids. NCBI's taxonomy places the organism in Eukaryota, Metazoa, Chordata, Actinopteri, Cypriniformes, Xenocyprididae.